Messenger RNA from Mesorhabditis spiculigera, 3114 nucleotides. The record is from the annotation of a GenBank genome assembly. Lineage: Eukaryota; Metazoa; Nematoda; Chromadorea; Rhabditida; Rhabditidae.
AUGGGCAGAGAAGGAAACAGAUUCAAGUGGGAGAGCUUCUCCAAGAAGAUCGAAAAAGUUGGAGGCCAGCGGGCGCUGAUUCGCAAAGAGCUCGGCGACACCAAGCACGACGAGACACAUUUCGCAGAAGCCCUAGAAAAAUGGGUCGAGAUCGACCGGGGAGCGGAUUUUUACGCGUUUUUGAAGGCCAUCCCCCACAAGAGGGACCUGACGACUUAUGCCCAAGUCCUGCACUACAGCAAACAAAUUUUCGGCGCUCUCCUCGAAGCAUUGGAAGUUCCGGAAACCUCCGCGCUUAUGACCCUCCUGGAGAUGUGCAUCGCCCUUGCGAAGGAUCUACGCGAUGAGUUCUAUCAGCACAUGUGGCCACUUUUCGAGCGGAUCAUAUACGUCAUGGAACGCGCCGAUAACAAUGUCGAGUUGCUCGACAAGACGCAUCUGACAAUGGCCCUUCUAUUCAAGCAGCAUUGGCGGUUGAUCAUCAAGGAGUUGCGAAAGACAUUUGAUCGGUUCUGCCCCCUCUUCGGAAGUCAGCACAAGUAUGUGCGACGUUUUGCCGCCGAGGCCUUUGCCUUCCUGAUGCGAAAAUCAUCCGCCAUCCCCAAGUUCACCGUUUUCAUGUUCGAAAAGGCGCAAAAAGUCCAAGAUGACCGGCUCCUGGACGGUGUCGCGAUGCUCAUCUUCAACGCAAUUCGAGGGGUGAACGGCCAAUUCUACAGUGGCACCGAGGAGCUCCUGGCCGAGAUGCUGAACGCCACUUUCGCGAUUCAGGACCCGGAAGGCCGAAAAACGGGAUUUGAUGCUUUCCAGAGCGCCAUCAUCUACUGCAUCCACUACGCUAAACGAGAACAUUUCGCACCAGUCGUACGCCCACUUUUCAAUUUGUUGUCAAAAACGACCGACCCGACGAGCUUCUGCCAGGCUCUGAAACUGAUCAACGCGGCGACAGUGCGCGUCAAAAAUAAUCGAGUUUUCAGCCAAGAAAGCGAACUUCUUGCAAUCAUCGAACAGGCCGUCCCCCAAGCUUGGUUUGUUGUCGAUGAGGUCUUUCUUGACUUAUUGGCUCAGCUUGUCAAUGAGGUCUACGACUCGGAAAAGUGGUUCUCAAAACUGCGAGACCUCUUUGCGGCAAUUUCGAGCAGGACGGACAGUGACCCGACACUUUUGAAGUUUCUCGAGUCGAUCCACAAGAUCCAGUGCUUCGACCUUUACAUCAUGCCGGCUCUUGGCAGCUUGGCUACGCGUGUAGUCAAGUCGGACGAUGAAAGUGCAAAGGCCGAGCUCCUUCGGGUUUACGCCGAAAUCUGUCUGGAUCGACGGCCGCUGGAAGGCGCAAUCGAUAGAGCCGGCAGAGCGACAUUUUUCGACACUUCCUAUCAAGUCGCCGUCCGGGAGUACGUGAAUGAGCAAGUGGCCAGCGCUAAUAAAUGGAUCACCGACACGGAGUGGUCGGAAGUUGCCUUGCUCAAGGUUGCUCAUGCUUUGGCGGUUUGGCCUUGGCUGACGCCGGCUGACGAGGUUAUGCAAGGUAGCGCAAGUAUAUUGGCGCUUCUCCUCUCCCUGCUCUCGGCCCCGACCCCGCAAGAUCGAGCGACAGUGUUCCUGCAGUCACAGCUGGUGUUUUUCGCAGCUUCAGCCCUAUUCCAGGCUGACAAAACUCUGCUCCGCAAGGUCGAUGAGAAGUUGGCCUUCGAUUUCAUCAGAAACUUCGGGUGCACCGACUCUGCCCUUCGCUUCUACCGGCUUUUCGUGACCGUCAAGAAGCCAAAGAAGAGUUUGGAGGAUCUGGAUCAAAUCAUUGUCCCGUUGACGGAUGCGUUUGCGUCUCCGUACUUGCCGUUGAGGCUGUGCGCACUGGAUAUCUGCGCCCGAUUCGAUGUCCCGCUCGAGGGCCAAUCGGAGAACGCGUUUGCUGUACUGGCAUCUGCCGAACGGGAAUCGCUCGACCACGUCGGAUUGAGGGAAAAAUUGCGAAAAUUCAGAAGCCUGGUCCACGGGAAACACACCGCGUUUUUGCCCAAGGGCCGUGCCGCCGACUACGAGGCGAUUAUUCUGCGCGUCUGCCUCGCCCAAUUCCAUCAACAAUACAUCCCGUUGUGGAAGGGCAUGCACGAGAUCAUCCUCAGCUAUGCGAGUGGGCUUCAACUUGAUGCGUUCUGGGCUGAGGUGGACCGCGUGUUGAUGACGGCUUUUGCCGGCCUACGCAACGACAUCCCGUUGAGCAUCCCCACCGCGCUCUCCUCGCUCAUCCCGGAAGUCGAUUCAAGCUCGAGGACCGAUUUUUCGAGCUUCAUCGAACAAAUGCUGCUCUUUUUGGCGAAGGCCCCCGAAGUGUCGGAGCGUAAAACGAAGAUCCUGGUCCCGCUGUUCCUCGAUUUCUUCAGCAAAGACUACCUGAACGCGGAGAAGCCGUCGUUGGCUGAAGAAAUCACACCCACAGAGCCAGAAGCUGCAGAAGCAGAGCCGAAGGAAGGGAACGAGGAGCUAGCGGACUGGGAAGUCGUCCCAGACCCCGAAGCGGAACAGGAAGAAGAGACCGCCCUCCAUAUUCUAAGCAAGCGAAUGGCUCGUCGGGUCCUGAUCGCCUUCCUGCAGAUGUUCUCCUCUUUCCGGGGCCCCAAGUCGAUCCACCGUAACCAGGAGGUCUUCGCGGUGUACAACGAGUUGCUGCUCUCAUGGGACCCGGAGCUCCAGAAGGCGGCACUGAACUGCAUCUUCGCCUACAAGUUUAAAUGGAUGAACUCGUACAAGGAGAAUCUGCUCGCUCUACUCGACAAGAAGGCGUUCCGCGGCGAGCUGCUGAAGCUGAACGUCGGCUCCGAGAACAGCGUCAUCGCCCCGGGGCAUGUCGACGAGCUGUUGCCCGUGAUUUUGAGAGUUCUCUAUGGUCGUCUCGUCGCCCCAGCCGCUAAAAUGGGCCACAACCAUCGCACGCACAUCAUCCGUUUCAUCGCCGGCUGCUCGGCCGACCAGCUCAACCAGUUCAUCCGCCUUCUGUUUCACGCGAUCACCAAGAAUUUCGACAUCUCCGGGAGCAGCUACGAGUCGCUGACGGAGAGGGUGAAGACGGACGCCGCGCUCCGGGAGAAGAUCGACAUGAAGAGUGUUUAUAUG